UAUGUAGAUACAGCACCUGAUGCAUGUAGUCCAGUAAGUUUUCCAUGAUAUCAAUCCGCUCUGUGUUGUCAAUAGAAGUGGAGUUCAACAUACUGGUCAGCUCGAGGAUUGUCUCACGGACCAAGCAUUGAACAUGGAAAAAGAAGGACAGCAGUGUGUUAUAAAAUGUGACCUGUGUAACGCUACUGAAAAUGUAGAUAGCUUUUGUAAGAACUGCAGAGAGACCUUAUGUGACCGCUGCUGUGAAAUCCAUUCCAAGAGCGUAGCCUCUAGAGAUCACGAGAUUAUAUCACGUGUACAAGCUUCUGCUUAUGGCAUCGUGGACGACAUGAAAUGUCCUUCCCAUGGUGGUAAGCAUUGCGAAAUGUACUGUGUCACAUGUGAUUCAGUAGUCUGCACAAGAUGCGUUACAGACAACCAUCGUGGACAUGAGUUUGAUGAACUCAAAGAACUUUUCAGGAGAAAACCAAAAGAAUUUGAAAACUUAGUUAAGAUUUUCAAUCAGAAAAUUACACCAAAAUAUCUUAAAGAGUGUGAAAUUCUAGAAGGAAGGCUGUCACAGAUUGACACAAAUCAAGUGUCCAUGGAAUCCGAGAUUCACUUUCAAGCUGAAGAAUUCAAGAAAGGAAUAGAAACGUUAGAAGAAAGACUUAAAAGAAUGUUGCAGGGUGUGAUCAGUAAUGAAAAAGCACCAGUAAAAAAAUUACUGGUGUCAAGAAAAGCACAGUAUGCUCAGCUGCAAAAAGCCAUAAACAAAAUGCAAUCAAUAUUUGAAAAUCAACACAUGACGAAUCUUCCUUUACUCCUUACAAAGAUAAGACAAACAUUAGAAGCAACAGUUAUGCAAGAGGGGGUGAGUGUUUCUACUGAAAUGGCUUCAUUUGAAAAGGGUGAAAUUUCCUUGGAGAAACUAGAGACUUUCUUUGGGCAUUUUUGUAUAAGUGCAACAGAGGAUUUGAGAAAAAGAACAUUACCUCCAGUAAAGAUAUCCAUAUCCAUUGAAAAAGUAAUUGAAAUGUCCAACUUUAAAGUCAGGGUAUCUGAUGUCUCUUCUGUUACUAUAGUUAGUGAAAAAGAGUUACUCAUCAGUGGAAACAAAUUUGGCUACCAGAUUACAAAAGAAAAGGGACAAUUUCAAAUGGAAGUUUUUGAAAAACAUGGACUCCAGCCACCUGUAGCAGUGCUGUCCAAUGGACUUCUAUUGGCCAGAGAUGAGCAAAGUCCAAAUAGAAUAGUGCAAAUCUUAUCAAACCAUGUCAGGAAGCCCUACCUGGAAGUAGAAUUUGUAGAGGUGACAGGAAUUCAUGUAACAAGGAGGAGUGAAAUUCUAAUCUCAGUGACUCAAGUGGAAGACUCUUGUGGAGAAGUUUUAAAAUAUAACAGAGUUGGGGAGAUGGUGUUGCGCAUUUAUGAGAAAUGUUCUGGAGAGGCGUUGUUUGCUAAACCGACAUCCCUUACAGAAAACCUUAAUGGUGAUAUCUGGGUCGUAGAUGCAGAGACUAACUCUAUCGAAAUCAUGGAUAAGUAUGGACUUUACAGAUUUUCCUAUAAAAAUAGUGACAUCCUGAAAAACUUUAAACCUCAUACACUAACUAAUGAUUCUAAUGGAAACAUUUUGAUAUCAGACACCGGAAAUGGAAAUAUUCAUGUAGUGGACCGUGAUGGCCGGGCAUUAAGGUAUCUGGACACCACCAGCCUUGGGAUCAGACCCAGUGGUAUAGCAGUGGAGGGUCCUGGACAGAUCUGGACAGUAGACAGCCUUAAGAAAAACUGUUACCUUCUAAAUUACUUUUGAUCUGUGGUUUAUUUCUGAAAUUCAAGUUUUAUUAUCCCUCUACUAUCAUUACUUUAUACUAAAUGAUUGAGUACAAUACUACUAUCUGUUUCCCUGAAAAUACACUAUUCCCCCAUCUGAAAACUACUCCCUGUAAAAUCAUUGCUAAUCCAUGGGACUACUCUUUUUUUUUAUUAAUCAAAAUGCUGGGUAGGUAGAGCAUUCCAAUUAUCAUAUCUCUGGGGCCUAAAUAAAAAUUUGUUUGCAGUUGCCUACCGACCCACUCAAAAUGCACCCGGACCAAACUUUUUUUCAGCCAUUUUUAAGAACUUUUUUUUUUUGAAAAUUUUUUAUUUUUCAGGAUAUUGAAAGCUUUUUCAUUUUCUAUUUUUUUAUUUUUGUUUUUACCAGUAAGUGGAUUAUUAUAAAUGGAGGUUAUUUACGUAAGUAACCCUACCAAAAUUUCCAUGGCUUGUUAUCAAACAAAAACCCUAAAACUAAAAUCUAUUUAAAAAGGAACAUCCCUACCUACCUACUCUAAAAAUCAUAGGUCGGCAACUGCAAACAAAGAAUUUUUUAAGCUUUGCCUGGCAAAAUGUAAUUAGCAGACAUUGGAGUCACUUUAACAUUAACUGUUGAAACUAAAUUUAUUGAAUAUCUGUAAUAAGAAGUUAUUAUUAGUCCCCACCAGUGACACUGGAAGGGACUAAGGGUUUCCUCAUCAUCUGUCUGUCUGUUUGUCUGUCCCACUUAGUUUUCCACACUUUUUUUUCUAAACUCUUACUUAUAUUCAGCUGAUUUUUAGCAUGCAAAGGCAAGGACAAACAAUAUUAUCCAAAAUAUAUGCUUCAUGUACCUUACACUUAAAUUAUAUCAUGUGACAUAAGGAUGUAUUCGUUAUAACAAAAGAUUUGACCUAUAGGAGAGAACAAUUUUCCGGAAAAAGUCACAUUUAAAAAUCAAUGUUCUUUAGUUGUUUUCUAUCAUAUAUUUGUCUAAAUUUUUCAAAUUUGCAUUUUGAACCUAAUUUUUUUUUAUUUGCAACUUUGAAAUUAACCUCCAAAGUUGCUCAAAACAGUAUUUUGUUCGUUAAAGCACUAAUUUUUGCGUGAAUUUUGGCAUAGAAGUCCUUCAAGGCAGGCCUGCCCCUAAAUUAAAUUGUGAAAUUUUGAUAGAUUUUGAUCUAAAGAAUGAUUUAAAACAAGAUUUUUUAGGGGCACCCCUGCCUUAGGGUCGAAAUUUGUAAAAAACCUACAAAAAUGUGAAAACCUAUUUCUAUCAUACUGGAUUAUAUUUAUGACGAAUAUUUUCAUAGUCAGUAUAGCUCAGAGAGAUAGAUCACAGACUCUCACCAUGGACAUUUUUAGUGUCCUGAUUUGAAUCCACCUGUUGGAACACUUUUAUUUUUUCAAAAUUUUUCACCUGUAUAAACACGAAUUUAACUUUUUUUAUCAGGCUUUUGCAUUUUAUUUCGGUUUUCUUCCUUAAAUGUAUGUUUGCUGUUGAUAUAAAAGACAUUUAUGGAAAUGCAGAUUAUAAAUUCUCUUUAACUUAACGCAAUCAACCGGAACUAUACCUCAGUGUAAGCACACUUUGUUCGAGGACACGAAUCAUACACUUUGUGUUACUCGAUACUGCAGGUGUCAUCAAAAAUUGCUGUGUUUGUCUUUCAAGAGCAUCUCUGGGUAAUAGUACUGUUUUGCCAUUGGGAGAGAUACUGUGCUAUGCAGAGUAGAUGCAGUUCAUUCCUCGGGAAAAUUGUGUGCAUUGGCGACAUGUUAUGUCAAAAAUGCAGGAGGAAGGUUUACAGAUUAGAAAAGAACGUGGUAAGGUCAGUUAAUGUUUUAUGCCCCGUUGCCAUUACCCAGGCAUCAAGUAAGGACCCUCAUACAAAGGAUGUAUCUGUAAAAUUAUACCGAUGUAGGGUCAUUUGAAGACACAGUUGACUAGAACUAAAAUGAUACAUGAGAAACAAAUGCAAGAAACUACAUGCAUGUGGCCUAAAGUCAGGGACUGGAAUGGAUAUCGAUAAGCUUUUUCUAAAGACUGAAACCAAUAUCGGCCCUAUAGGUCAACGCCUAUAUUAACCUAGAAGUGAUCCUUUGAAGUAUUUAUUAAGUUGUGAUGUUAUAAAUCAUGUGGUGAAUUGUAAAAUUCAACAGGUCACAUUGUGGACAUAAUUAGCUAGAUAUACAUGUACAAUAAACAGAGCAAAUGUAAGAAGAAUGUGGGGGGUUUUUUUUCCUUUUUUUUUUUUAAAUAUGUGUGCAUGUUUAUCUGUUUAUCUCCUUUUGUCAGAAAUUUAUGUAAACAAAUAUACAGUUACAUUACAUGGAGAACACCAGUCUAACAUGCUCUGACUAUGUAUUACAAGUAUUAAAGUCAGUAAAAAAAGUGGACCUCCUCAUUAUCAUAUGGAAAUUGAAGAAACUGAAAUGACCGCUACCUUUGAAAACAACUUUUUAGAUAAGAACUUUUAAUAAAUGUAAUAAUGUAAAGUUGCAGUUAAGAUAUUGACCAUUCCUGCAAUUGAAAGAAGAUGCUUGUUUUUGAAAUCCUUUACAGACAAACAGACAGAUGGAUGGGCACCUAAUCAUCUACUAUCUUUUCUGAUC
Molecule: messenger RNA, 4389 nt
Organism: Saccostrea echinata
Lineage: Eukaryota; Metazoa; Mollusca; Bivalvia; Ostreida; Ostreidae
Product: tripartite motif-containing protein 2-like
Exons: 2
Coding region: 134-1795 (553 amino acids)
Molecular function (GO): zinc ion binding
Source: RefSeq, a predicted model, not a curated record